ACAUGGAGCGUUCAUGGAGGCAACUACUUGCUGAUGUGGAGUUCUACAUGUAAAAUUGUUGAUUUGUAGAUGAGACGCGUGUACAUAUCUCUCCUGCUUCCGCGCGUACGGACAAACAACAAACAUUUUCUUCAAAUCACCAAAAGAAAAACGAAGAUGAAAAUAGAGGCAUUCGUGACAGUCGUUUCGUAUCUGGUGUCGUCCAUGCCUCUCAUUCAUGGCCAAUUCGUUCUUGCCCAAAUACCCCCAUUCCCCUCUUAGCCUCGCCCUCUCCUGAUACGACAUGCAUAAUCCUUGUUAAACUAUGGACGUUAUUGGACAAAAUUUAUAGAAAUCAAUCGAAAUUGGACAUUCAAUUACGAAUGUCUUAUUAUGCAGAUUUUCGGUGUUGUAGAUUUGAUCGGUUUCUUAUUGGUGGUGGUUUUCGGUGAUUGAUUUUGUCGGAAAAGGAGGUUGAGAGGGCAAUUUGAUUUAAUUUUUUUUCCUGGGUUUGCAAAAUAUUGUGAACUUUGGGUUUGGGAAGAAGGAGAUGUCUAGAUUUGAGGGGGUUCGUGUUUCUGAUCAAUGGCUCCAGAACCAGUUCUCACAAGCUCAACUUCGUAGCCUUAAAUCCAAGUUUAUACAUUUGAAGAAGGAAAAUGGUCAAGUUACUGCUGUUGACUUGCCACCCGUGCUUGUAAAAUUGAAGCCCUUCAAUGUGAUCUUCAAGGAGGAGGAAAUAAGGGAUAUAUUGUGUGAGCCUGGUAGCGAUGAGGGCAACAAACUUGACUUCGAAGGGUUUCUCAGGGCUUACAUGAAUUUACAAACACAAGCUGCUAAAAAAUUGGGUAAUUCAAAGAAUGCAUCUUCAUUUCUUAAAGCAACAAACUCUACGCUACACACUGUGCAAAAUUCAGAGAAAGAAGUUUAUGUUGCUCAUAUCAAUAGCUAUCUCAGAGAAGACAAAUUUUUGAAGCAGUUUCUUCCUAUUGAUGCAUCCACCAAUGCUUUGUUUGAUCUUGUAAAAGAUGGAGUUCUUCUAUGUAAACUUAUCAAUGUUGCUGUGCCCAAUACAAUAGAUGAUCGAGCAAUUAAUACCAAAAGAGAACUCAACCUUUGGGAAAGAAAUGAAAAUCAUACCCUUUGCCUUAACUCUGCAAAGGCUAUAGGUUGCACUGUAGUCAAUGUUGGCAGCCAGGAUCUAGCUGAGGGAAGACCUCAUUUGGUACUUGGCCUAAUUUCUCAAAUCAUAAAGAUACAACUCCUGGCUGAUCUUAACCUUAGAAAGACACCUCAGCUUCUGGAAUUGGUGGAUGAGGAUGAUGAUGUUGAGGAGCUCAUCACAUUAUCACCUGAGAAAAUAUUAUUGAAAUGGAUGAACUUUCAUCUUAAGAAAGCGGGCUACACAAAAACUGUAACAAAUUUCUCUGCAGAUAUAAAGGAUGGAGAAGCUUAUGCUUACCUGCUUAAUGUUCUUGCACCAGAACACAGCAGCCCUGGUGCAGUGGUUUCAAAUGAUCCUGCUGAACGGGCCAAACUGGUACUGGAGCAUGCCGAGAGGAUGAAAUGCAAAAGAUACUUGACUCCAAAGGAUAUUCUUGACGGCUCAACCAAUUUAAAUCUUGCCUUUGUUGCACAACUCUUUCAUGAAAGGAAUGGUCUAUCAAAUGAUAGCAGCAAGAGCAAGGUCUGUUAUGCUGAGAUGAUGAAUGAUGAUGAGCAAGUCUCCAGGGAAGAGAGAUGUUUCAGACUCUGGAUUAAUAGUCUUGGAAUUUCUACCUAUAUUAAUAACGUCUUCGAGGAUCUCAGAAAUGGCUGGAUUCUUCUAGAAAUCCUAGAUAAGAUUUCUCCAGGAUCGGUCAAUUGGAGGCACACAACUAAACCGCCUAUCAAGAUGCCAUUUAGAAAAGUUGAGAAUUGCAAUCAAGCUGUUAGGAUUGGAAAACAAUUAAAAUUCUCACUCGUCAACGUAUCAGGAAUCGACAUUGUACAAGGGAAUAAGAAGCUCAUACUUGCUUUCUUAUGGCAACUGAUGAGGUUUAAUAUGCUUCAACUUUUAAAGCACUUGAGAUCUCGAUCCCAUGAGAUAACAGAUGGUUAUAUACAGAGGUGGGCUAAUAGAAAAGUCAAAUCCACAGGCAGAACCUCCCAAAUGGAGAGUUUUAAGGAUAAAAGCCUUUCAAAUGGGAUAUUCUUCCUUGAGCUUCUAACUUCUGUAGAGCCUAGGGUUGUCAAUUGGAACCUUGUAACCAAGGGUGUAAGUGAUGACGAGAAGAAGUUAAAUGCAACUUAUAUCAUUAGUGUUGCACGAAAGCUUGGUUGUUGUAUCUUCUUGUUGCCUGAAGACAUCAUGGAGGUGAAUCAAAAAAUGAUGCUUAUGUUGACAGCAAGCAUUAUGUACUUUUACCUUCAACAAUGUGAUGAAGAGACAGAAUCAACUCCAUCAUCAGUUGCAGUCACACCAGAAGCUUCCCCAGCCACUUCUUUUUACGGGGAUGAUGGUAUUGGUGGUGCGUUUAGUGGAGACUAUUUCAACAUGUCUAUGGAUGAUGCAGCCUCAGAUACCACUUGUGCUUCCAAUCUUGAAGACAUCACUUCACUGUAAUCUUUAAAACCUUCUUUCUUUUUAUAUACAUAAAUAAAUAUAAUAGUAUAAAUUUUCUA
Molecule: messenger RNA, 2643 nt
Organism: Lactuca sativa (garden lettuce)
Lineage: Eukaryota; Viridiplantae; Streptophyta; Magnoliopsida; Asterales; Asteraceae
Source: RefSeq, a predicted model, not a curated record